Molecule: messenger RNA, 1194 nt
Organism: Loa loa (African eye worm)
Lineage: Eukaryota; Metazoa; Nematoda; Chromadorea; Rhabditida; Onchocercidae
Product: ATP synthase subunit delta
Exons: 5
Coding region: 20-703 (227 amino acids)
Biological process (GO): proton motive force-driven ATP synthesis
Molecular function (GO): proton-transporting ATP synthase activity, rotational mechanism
Source: RefSeq, a predicted model, not a curated record
AUUUGGUAACUUUUAUAUAAUGCUAGUAUUAAUUCUCUUCUCUAACUCAAUUUGUUCAUUAUUCCGAGGUGGUGUGAACAACGAGAGGAGAGAAGGGAGUUACAAUGGUAUCCUCCGUUUUUUGCUUGCUACGCUCCGGAAAGUGAAGGAUUUCCAAAUGACUGGAGGAUACGGUAGGAUGCUAUCAGGACGUAACAUUAAAGGAUUAUCGAACAUUCUACGACGAUGCUACGCUGCGGCAGUGGAGACCGCACAAAACGCAACAAAGGAAGCAUCUGUAGCAAAUAUUGACGAAUUGCGAUUGACUUUUGCGUCACCUAUUGAGGUUUUUUUUAAUAACGCUGUAGUAAAGCAGGUCGAUAUUUCUACCUUGAAUGGCUCAAUCGGUAUUCUACCAAAACAUGUACCGGUAUUGGGGAUGCUGAAACCUGGUGUUGUUCGAGUUGUAGACAAAGAUGAUAAAAGCGUUCAAUAUUUUGCCUCAUCUGGUACUCUUUCGAUGAAUCCAGAUGGUUCUUGUCAAGUUCUGGCGGAGGAAGCAAUCAGACUUGAGGAUAUCGAUUUAGCGAAGGCUGAGGAAGAACUAAGUUCGGCACAACGACGUGCUCUAGAGCCGAUGGAAGAUGACGCUCGGGCAGUGGUGCAAAUUGAAAUAGAAACAUACGAGGCACUGGUAAAAGCUGCUCAUAACAUCGAGAAAUGAUUUGAAUAGUCACUGCAUGUUCUGGUAUCUAUGUAUUAUUUCUUUUCGUUUGCGUCUUUGAUGAAGGGAACCAAAGAAAUUAAAUAUUUUUACGAAUAGAAUUACCUAUUUCGAUGAUGAUGCAUAAGUUACAUCUGAAUUGAAAUAUGAGAGAACUUCAUCCUGGUUUUUUAAAUUCCUUUCUUUUUUUUGCAAAUUUCCGGAUUUUUCACUAUCGUGAAGCUUUGCCAUUAAAUGCUUGUGAUUAAGGGUGAUCCGAUUCUUGUCAAUUUAUUACGUUCAUAGCUUCUACUGUGCAUUUCUUUUUGUUGCUUCCAUUUCUGAAGUGAUCUUUUGAUCGUUGAAUGAUCAUCUGAAGUGAUCUUUUGAUCAUCACAAUGAAGUAGGUUCCUAGAUCUAAUUGGUAUAUUAUCCCUCGAAUUUAGUUCAGGUCACUUUUGGCUUAUUUAUUAUAUGAACAAUAUAUGUAAACAGAAUAAAAGCAAUGCCGA